GAGGCCUUGGUUUCUGUCGGGUGCUAGGCUGUGAACCCCCUGGCGCCCACCGCUAGCCAAGGAAACGCCCAGCCCCACUAAUCCACCCCUGGCCAGGGGCGCCUAGGCUGUGGACAGACCGACGUAACGGCCUGGAAGCUUCUUGCAUUCGAUGAUUUUCCAGGCCUCCAUCCCAACACACCCGAAAUGCACUCGUGACAGGCCACCCCCAUUUCUGAUCCCAACCCCUCGAAAUGCCUCUGGCGGUGCUCGCCGAGUUCAUCAUCAAUGGCCCGCCGCCGUGGAUGCCCGACCCGUGGCUGCUUCUCAAGGCGGGCACGGGUCUCGGCGCCCUCGCCGUGACCAAGCGCUACAUGUCGGGCGCCGCAUCCACGGCCGAGCGCGUCAUGCACGGCCGCGUCGUGUUGAUCACGGGCGGCACGUCGGGCAUUGGCGCCGCCACCACGUACGAGAUGGCCCGCCGCGGCGCCCAGGUGGUGCUACUGACCCACGUCGCCGCCUCGGACCCCUUCCUAGUCGAGUUCAUCGAGGACAUGCGUGAGCGCACCGGAAACCACCUCAUCUACGCCGAGCACGUCGACCUGACCUCGCUGCACAGCGUCCGCCAGUUCGCCACCCGCUGGAUCGACAACGCCCCGCCUCGCCGCCUCGACAUGAUCAUCCUGUGUGCUGCCACGCUGACCCCCCCCGACGGCUCCCGCACCGAGACCGCCGAGGGCGUCGAGACGACGUGGAUGGUCAACUACCUGGCAAACGUCCACCUGCUGGCCAUCCUGAGCCCGGCCAUCCGCGCCCAGCCCUUUGACCGCGACGUGCGCAUCAUCCUGACCACGUGCUCUGCCUACAUCGGGUCGCCGCCCCUUGACGCCGUGCUCGAUAAGAAGGACUGGUCACCCGGCCGCGCCUACGCCCGGAGCAAAUUGGCCCUCAUGUCGUUUGGCAGGGCGUACCAGAAGCACCUCGACGCCUACAAGCGGCCCGACGACCUGCCCAUGAACGCCCGCGUGUUCCUGGUCGACCCGGGCCUCUCCAGGACGCCGGGCACGCGGCGCUGGCUCUCGCGCGGCUCGCUGUGGGGCCUUUUGCUCUACGUGCUGCUCUACGCCUUCUCGUGGCUAUUCCUCAAGAGCCCCGAGAUGGGCGCCCAGUCCAUCUUGUUUGCCGUGUUCCAGGAAAGCCUAAUCCGCCUCCCCGGCGGCCGGCUGAUCAAGGAGUGCAUGGUGGUAGACUGCGCGCGCAAGGACGUCGACGACGAAGCCAUUGCCAAGAAGCUCUGGGAGUCGAGCGACAAGCUGAUUGAGAGGGUCGAGAAGGAUGAGGCUGUCCGGAGAGCCAGGGCCAAGAAGGAGCUAGAAAAGAUGGAAGACGAGGCCAAGACGGCCGAGAAGGUCGACGAGAUUGAGUCCCUGCUAGACACCAUCAAGAAGGGCAAGGCGAACGAGGCCAAAAAGAGCGCCGCCUCCAGCAAAAAACCAAAGCCUGGCGGCGGCAAGGCUGCUCGGUAAUACAUUGAAUCGGGCCAGUCUUCUGUUCGGCCCGCUGCUGUCUUGUUCAAAUCUAUAUUUCAUCGUGUGUGAAAGUGACUGAGAAGCUGCAUGUCCUCUCUUUGCGGGGACACUAACUGCUACGGAUAUCGUUCCCGCCUUAGCUCCCUGCCUAGAAGGGUAAGAAUGUUCGCUGGAGCGGGGCUAAAACCGGCAAAUCUUCACGUGAAGAACAUGGGGAAGUGGGAGACUGACGGGAUCAUCCCGCCACUUUCAAUGACGAGAGAAGGCGCCCCUUUUCAACUAUCGACCGUAGACCACAUAGCAACACGCCUCUUCACCGAGAGCUUUAGCAAUUCAACCAUUCCGAACUGCCUUUUCCAAUAGCA
This is a messenger RNA of Lasiosphaeria miniovina, 1873 nucleotides long. RefSeq lists its product as uncharacterized. The coding region runs from base 234 to 1505 and encodes 423 amino acids. Lineage: Eukaryota; Fungi; Ascomycota; Sordariomycetes; Sordariales; Lasiosphaeriaceae. The record is from RefSeq and is a predicted model, not a curated record. The transcript has a single exon.